AUGCCAAUAACGAUUUCCGUGCAAGAAGAACGAGCCGUUCAAUCUCAACGCCCAAUAACAUCGUCAUCUGAAAAUAUGAAACCAACAUCAACACAUGUCGUUGUACCAUCGAACACGUCCUCUAAUUCACCCUCCUCUCACCCCUCUGCACGUACAUCGUGUGCCAACUGUCAUGCCACCGAAUCACCUGUUUGGAGAAAAGGCAACAAGGAUGAUAUUCUCUGCAACAAGUGUGGACUCUACCGAUUGAGAUAUGGAAAAAACAGACCUACUAUUGUGAAAGCAGGAAGAAGGCAAAAAAAUUCUUCUUCAAAGAAAAGACAAGUGACAGCUGAGGACGAAGAGGAAGAAGAGGCAAAGAACGACUUGAAAGCAAAGAAAGUGAAAACAACAACAACUCAUUCGAAUGAAUCGAUCACUUGCACUACAAGUGAGAAUUCAAGUCCCGACUCGAGUGCUGUCAGUUGUCAAAAUUCACAAGACAGCGAUUUACAAACCUCACCAGUUUCACUCACCAAUGUAUCCAAUGAAUUCUCUUUUGAUUUUCUUGAUCAUGAAAUCCUGACCAAUGACUUGGAGAUGUCACUCCCAAUGGAAAACUUUCAACAAUUUUCAAAUAUGGAAAAUCAAAGCUUACCAACCAUGGAAAUGCUCAGAAAACAAUUAUCAGAUGCCUCACAUCAAUAUCCAUUACUCAUGAAUACCUUAAUAUCGAUUAUAAGGAAACACGUAUUGAAUCAACCAAAUAUUGUUGCCAUGGUUCAUUCACAGCAUCGAUGUCCUCAAAUGCCAACUGUCACACAAUAUUCGGAUUCACCCAUUUUAGAUUCUUUACUGAAUUCACAAUCGAACAACACCUUAUUCAUGCGAGAAAUGGAAUUUUACUCAUUACCUCAAUUUUACACAACAACCCAACGACAUGCAUAA
Messenger RNA from Naegleria lovaniensis, 927 nucleotides. RefSeq lists its product as uncharacterized. Gene Ontology annotation, biological process: positive regulation of transcription by RNA polymerase II; negative regulation of transcription by RNA polymerase II. The record is from RefSeq and is a predicted model, not a curated record. The transcript has a single exon. The coding region runs from base 1 to 927 and encodes 308 amino acids. Gene Ontology annotation, molecular function: DNA-binding transcription factor activity, RNA polymerase II-specific; zinc ion binding; RNA polymerase II cis-regulatory region sequence-specific DNA binding. Lineage: Eukaryota; Heterolobosea; Eutetramitea; Acrasida; Naegleriidae.